CUUCUCUUUUGACGGGCGACUCGAUGAUAUAUUAACUUACCAAAUACAUCGUUGAUGAUGGAGGGUCGCCAACAAACAACAGCAAAGAAAGAUCCCUACACUAGUCGUUUAUUGGACAAAGUGUUUCCGACAUCUACAGAUCUUUCAUCACAGGCAUGUGCUUCUUAUGGAACAAGGGAACUAUCUGGCCUGGAAACUCUUCAGACAUAUCUAGAUAAAAGUCUGAAGGAUGUGGUGUCCCAGCAGGGGGAGACUGAUAUGGGAGUGGAGGAGGGUGUGGCAGGCAAGGGAACAGAUACAUACACAAAUCCAGUAUCGGAUGGAGGACGGAUCAGUUAUGGGGAAGUGGAAUUUGACAUUGGAUCUAAUGUUGGAACCAUGCUGGUGGAUUCUGAUAGACUUGGGUUAACAAGUUACAGUAAUUUUAGCACUAUGAGAGCCAACUGUUGUGUAUACAAAGGUAAAUGGGUGUAUGAACUGAUGCUGGGAAGUAAAGGAGUGAUGCAGCUGGGUUGGUGUACUCUUUCCUGUAAAUUUUCCUAUGAAGAAGGAGUAGGAGACACCAUAAGGUCAUACGCCUACGAUGGAAGCAGAUUGAGGAAGUGGAAUGUUAAAACUCAUCGAUAUGGAGAGCAAUGGCUGACAGGGGAUGUGAUUACUUGUGCUCUGGACUGUGAUGCUGGAUCUGCUACAUUUUACAGGAAUGGAAAGUCUAUGGGAAUGGCCUUUACAGAUAUACAGGUAGGGAGUGGUCUGGCGUAUUUCCCUGCUGUCAGCCUGUCUCAGGGAGAGAAUCUGCAUGCCAACUUUGGAGCCACACCUCUUAGGUACCCUAUUGCGGGCUACAGACCACUCCAAGAUGUACCAUAUGCAAGUGUGGCUAAGGCACAACUCCUAUUCAGUUACCUAGAAAAUAUCCACACAGAGAUGACUGAGAGUUGUAGUAUUGAAAUGGAGUUUUUGGUGUCUGACAAGAAGAAUAACCCACCUCCAAAGCUAGGAGAGUUCCCAAGCAGCAAAUGCUCAGUUAUGCUCAUCGCUGCCCAUAUAUUUGAAAAAUUGGCACCAUUACUGAGAAGUGCCUAUGUGGUUGAAGACUGCCUAUUGCCGUUCCUGUUGAAGCUCUGUGACCAGACAUCCCACAAGCGGGAACAAGUUGCAGUUCAGAGGCUACUGGACCAGAUGUGGUCUCUGAUGCAGGACCAUGAACUGAAGUUAUGCUUUGAGAACUUGUUGAUUUCCUUGCUGCAGUGUUACCGAUUUUCGUCAGUGACAGAAAACUUUUGUUCCGCUAACAAAUACCUGAUGUUGACGCUGAGUAUCCUACAACAUGCCACUACACGUCGUUACUUACUCAUACAUGUCAUAUUUGAUAAAGUCAAGUUCCCUAUAUUUAUGCACAUUAAACCUCCUGAUGAUGUCGGCCUACAGGAACUCAUCCCCACAGUCUGGUGGGACAGCUACAACAAGGAUGAGGACAAGCCACGCCCACCUAGUACUGAGGAGGAAAAGCUUAGACAUGCCAACUACAUGCAGUCUUGUGAACGCCUGAAACAGAAGAUAGAAGCUAUAGAAGACAUACAGGUGGAGAUCCUCAAGGUGUUGCUCAUCCACAAGGAUAUCAAAGAGGGGCAGACAUCUCGUCAGAUCUUCAUGGAGAAGUUCCGUCUGUUCUUGCGAGAGAAUAGUGGUAUGGGUCGUACCCAUCAGGUGUCCUUCUGUCCGUUACCAGUGAUGUUGUGUUUUUUCCACCGUAUGGUGAGGGUAGUCCGACAUUACUGGGAUGUAUUUCAGGACGAGGAUCCGAAGCGAUUUGUAUUUAGUGAUGAGGCCUAUGUACCAAUCCAUGAGUUUUGGUCAGAGACAAGAAAUUACAUGGAGUUUCAGAGAUGUGGUGGUCUGGUGUCACACCUCAAUAGGAUACUGGGAGACAGUGUAAACAAAGCCCAGGGAUUAUCUGUACAGUCAGAUGGCAAAGUGGUGGCAUUGGACAAAAAAGAGGCAAAAGUUAGCAAGACAGGUGUAACAUACCCAGAACUACAGAUGCCAAGCGGUAACUCUCUCAUGGAACUGGUUGAUGGAAUAGUUUUGUUAUAUCACAUAGCUUCCCACAAACAACUCACAAAGAUGGGUACAUUACGAGACAACAUGAAGGAAUACGUCACUUCACUGGACGAUACAGAGACGAAGCUGAAGAAGUGUCCAGAACAGCUUUUGGAGGUGAAGGCCGAGCUUGAGCGGGCUAGAGGUGUAUUCUUGGAGAGAGUUCUUGAACAAGGGAGACAAAUUGGAUGGGUUAUUGCUGUUAUAUACUCAAAGAAUAAACAAGCUGACGUAGCAUGGCUGUUUGGUGUGGUGUUACGUACUAUAUCUCGGGCGUCCGAGUUCCACCUUCUAUUUCAGUACACACCCGAGUUCUACAUAGAGACUGCCAUCAACAUCUACAAUUGUCUGAAAAACUUCUUCCAUCCCACUAGUCCUUUUGACUUACUACCCAAUCACUUGGAUCUCACAAGAAAAUAUGCUUUAUUUCUCACCAGACACUUUGCAGAUUCCAGAAUUGUCAACACAGAUGUACGUGACAACGUUGUACAGGCAUUGGCCUGUUUCAUCUGCUACCCUCAGUCCCUCAAAGUCCUGGAAGAACUACCAGAAGAAAGCAAAGACAACAUGAUUAAGUCCUUGAUCAUGCCAUAUGAGAACAGAUCGUGGGCUCAAACAAACUGGAUCCUGGUUAGAAUCUGGAAGGGCUGUGGGUUUGGAUUCCGUUACACACACCUACCACACCUUGUUCCAUCCAGAGUCCAGCCAACAGAGUUUGGAUUUGCCAGUUUACAGAAGCCAUGCCCAUCCAAGGUUUUCCAAGAUCUGUUCCGCACCAUUUUACUUAGAGACAAGGAGGCUGCCAUUCGCUUUGUGGACACACUGCUUAACCAGCUGAACUGGUCAUUCUCAGAGUUCAUAGGGCUGAUGCAGGAGAUACAACAGCGAGUAGCACGAACAGACUUUCGUAUCCUAGAAAGUCGACAGCUGAAGAUUUGUGCUACUUGUUUUGAGAUAGCAGUCUAUCUGCUUAGGGUGCUUGAGAUGGUUGUAAAUGUGACCCCAGAGAUUUUCCUGGACUCUUCAGAAACCUCUUCAGACCUUCUUCUGGGACGUGUGUUUCAGGUGCUAUGUCAAGUUUUAAACCGAGUGACAACAAGAGAUGGAAUGUUUGACACAGUGGUAUCCAUGUACAUUCAAGGUCUGGAGAGUGUUUCUCAUUUCCCCAUUCUGGCAGCUACGAUAGGAAUACUGGACCAGCUUGUGAUCAAGUCAGGCAAGGAGAAGAUGCGUGCCACAAAGAGCCUGUUGACAGAUGCAGGGUUCCAAAUGUCAGCCCUAGAAUUCUUAUUAGGACCUCCUGAUCAACCCCAAACAACUGAUGUAGCCACUGACAAACACAAGUUUUUCUCCCUUCAGAAAUAUGAGGAGGUGAGUGAAGAGGAGAUGAAUAUGGUUCGUGAUUUCCUGGCUCAUGUCAAACAUCACCAAGACACAAUCUCCAGUAAAGAGGAGGUAAUUAAGGAGGAUGAACUCUGUACUAUAUGCUAUGCCUUCCCGCUGUCUGCCAAAUUUUCACCGUGUGGACAUUUAUCUUGCAGGAACUGUAUCAGCUAUCAGAUGAUGAGGAAGAAAGAGUGUUUUUUCUGUAAGGUGGUUAUUACCGAAGUGUGUGACUUAGACGGGAAAGUCAUCAUACAAAACAUGUCCACGGGUAGCAAUCACUGACCACAACAGUGUGUGACUUAGACGGGAAGGUCAUCAUACAAAACACGUCCACAGGUAGCAAUCACUGACCACAACAGUGUGUGACUUAGACAGGAAGGUCAUCAUACACAACACGUCCACAGGUAGCAAUCACUGACCACAACAGUGUGUGACUUAGAUGGGAAGGUCAUCAUACACAACACAACCACAGGUAGCAAUCACUGACCACAACAUUUUGUGACUUAGACGGGAAGGUCAUCAUACACAACACAACCACAGGUAGCAAUCACUGACCACAACAUUUUGUGACUUAGACGGGAAGGUCAUCAUACACAACACAACCACAGGUAGCAAUCACUGACCACAACAGUGUGUGAACAUGGCUGCUGAAAAAAAUCUCUCACCACAACAGUUUGUGACCAAGGAAAUUAAUUAUGAUCAACAAAUUGUCCAAAUGUUUAUGUUGGGGCAUUGGUGAUCAGUGUGUUCAAAGCCAAAGGGAUUAAUGACCAACCACAGGAAAUGCUUGUGAUCUGGAGUUUACAGUCAUUGAGAACACAGUGGAGGGCCUAAAGACUGACAACUCCUAAUGCUUGUAAUCUGGAGUUUACAGUCAUUGAGAAGACAGUUGAGGACUUAAUGACUGACCACUCAUAGCGGUUGUGAUAUUGAGUUGAUGGUUAGUAUGUUAGAAACACAGGUAAAAAUCAACGAAAACCUCAUGCUAUUUUUCACAUGCAUUGUACCAAGACUUGUAAAGAUACUCUAGUUUAUAACAGAGUUAGAGACCUCUCCCACUACUUGUGUCAAUCUGGAACAAGUAGUCCUCUAAUCUACAGAGUUUAAAGAUAUCAUCAUAUCUUUCACUUAUAUGUGGAAACACUGCCGUUUAUUAUCAACUGCUUAUAAAUACAUUAAUGGUUGUUAUUUAGAGAAAUUUUAUAUUUGAAUAGAAUGACAGAUUGUGUAUUGUUUUUAGGUGAACAGUAAAAUCUCAAUGUUCUCAAGACAUUUUGAUUUUUUUUAUCCUCUGUCUCUGUCUGACAUAACAAAAACACAUCUUCUCCUGAAAGAGGUGUUUAUGGGGAAGUACAGAAGAAGAUAUUUAUCUGGUGUCAUCAAAUAAAUUUUACCUUAUAUAUCUUUAGUUUUUCUAAAACGGUAAAACAUUAUUGUUGAAUGAUGAAAUCUUUUAUUUGAUCAUUUUAUUCCUGGAAAUCAAGUGCUGAAGAGGGGAUGAAAACCAUGCUAAUAACAUGGUUAUUUUCUUUGCUGUUAUAUAAUGCCUACCUUAACCACCAUGGUUAGCAUGUGAUGUCAGGAAAAUACUGGCUACAAUAUACUGCUCAACCAGAGAGAAUUUCUGAGCUCAUCUGGUUGAGCAGAAGCCUAGGUAUGUCAGGUGUUCAAACCAUAGUCAUGGCAUUUCAAUUAAUAAUGACCUCUGUUACAUGUCCCACUACUCAAGGUCUGGUUCACAGGUGCUCUCAUAUUUCAUUAUUGCUGUUUACUCUUUAAAAACCUGUUAUAUAUAUGUGUGUGUAAACAAAUGGUUUUACUAUAUUUAUCUCUCAUCUCUGUGUGACCUGUGAAACUUUACAGCCAACUGUCACCAGUAUUCUGUGUGUUACCUGUGAAAAUUUACAGUUAACUGUCACAAAUAUUCUGUGUGUUAUCCGUCAGGUUUAAGUCAACUUUCACCAGUAUUCUGUGUGUUACCUGUCAGGUUUAAGUCAACUGUCACCAGUAUUCUGUGUGUUACCUGUCAGGUUUAAGUCAACUGUCACCAGUAUUCUGUGUGUUACCUGUCAGGUUUAAGUCAACUGUCACCAGUAUUCUGUGUGUUACCUGUCAGGUUUAAGUCAACUGUCACCAGUAUUCUGUGUGUUACCUGUCAGAUUUAACAGUCAACUGUCACCAGUAUUCUGUGUGUUACCUGUCAGAUUUAACAGUCAACUGUCACCAGUAUUCUGUGUGUUACCUGUCAGAUUUAACAGUCAACUGUCACCAGUAUUCUGUGUGUUACCUGUCAGGUUUUACAGUCAACUGUCACCAGUAUUCUGUGUGUUACCUGUCAGGUUUAAGUCAACUGUCACCAGUAUUCUGUGUGUUACCUGUCAGGUUUAAGUCAACUGUCACCAGUAUUCUGUGUGUUAC
Molecule: messenger RNA, 5907 nt
Organism: Ylistrum balloti
Lineage: Eukaryota; Metazoa; Mollusca; Bivalvia; Pectinida; Pectinidae
Product: E3 ubiquitin-protein ligase RNF123-like
Exons: 37
Coding region: 55-3771 (1238 amino acids)
Cellular component (GO): cytoplasm
Molecular function (GO): ubiquitin-protein transferase activity; protein binding
Source: RefSeq, a predicted model, not a curated record